Caenorhabditis sp. 36 PRJEB53466 is the source of this 4668-nucleotide messenger RNA. The record is from the annotation of a GenBank genome assembly. Lineage: Eukaryota; Metazoa; Nematoda; Chromadorea; Rhabditida; Rhabditidae.
AUGGACGAAGAUGCAUUACAAGAAAGCACUGGUGAGCAUGUGCUUCAAUUUUUGCUCUCCUCCGACACUUAUGUGGUUAUUCAGCGGAUUUUUUGUUUUAAAGGUUUUUUACAUUGGUGAAAAUGCAUUUUUUGACGCAGACAAACUUUAAAAACGAUUAAAAACAUGCACUGAAUAACAUCAUUACGUAUUGCCUUCUCGUUAUUGUUAUAUUUUUCUAAUCAAGUGUUUUUGGCAAUAUAUACAAAACAAAACUUUUCGAACUUGAGACCGCUACGCGUUUGGCUAAUAUUUAUUUCGAAAACCUCAAUUUCUUUCCAGGUUGCAGCAAAGGCUACUGGAAGCAAAACCUCUUUCUUCUACAGGAAAGAGCACCGAAGCCGAAUGCGAUUGUGUGCAGAGAGCACGUCACAAUUAGGCCAAAACAUUAUGGGAAUGAGUUUCACGGUCUCAUCGAUCGAACUGAGGUAGGCACGAGCAGAUGAAAUCAUUAAUGUUGUUACAUCGUCUUCAGGCCGAAAGAAUGUUAAUUGAAGCCGGAGAAGGAAGCUAUUUAGUCAGGGAAUCUAACAGAUCACGGGACGCAUUUACGCUGUGCAUGGUUUUCGACGGAAAAGUCAUGAACUAUAAAGUGGGUCCCUGCGGUUUCCAGAGCUUCAAAUGAGCGCAAGUUCGCUCCGUCGCACAAAGCGGCUUUUUGGAGCAAAAGCUUUUACCUUUUUUGUAGCUAUAUUAUGAUGGUCAGUUUUAUGUUGGAGAGAAACGAUUUGACACUAUGGAUUUACUCGUCGCCGACGGUCUUAUUUCAAUGUUUGUUGACCUGCAUGCAUCUGAUUACAUUAGAAGAAUGGCUGAUGAAGCCAUUUAUGAAGAUAGGUAUGUGGGACUCUAAAAAUAAACAUGGAUAUGAUUAAUAAUUUCAGCCCAUAUUCUCGGUAUGCAAGUGCUGCAGCUGAUCUAGUCCGUCGACCCAUCACAAGGGCACAUAACUUUUCGUCAUACACUUUCAAAGCUCCACAUUACUGUGAUUAUUGUCGAAAUUUUUUGUGGGGCUUGGUGCACCAGGUGGGCUUAUAUUAUUCUACAAGACUUUCUAAAACUCUGGCAUUUCGUUAUUAAUCUAACGGCGACCUAAUAAGAUUAAUACGACCUAUUAUAGGGGCACCGGACAGAAAGGGCGCGCUGUUCGCAAUCUGGCCGAAUUUCUAGGCCGCGAAGUAAUUUUCCACCGAAAAUGUGGCCUAACUUUCAAACUCAACCCCGAGGUCGCUCAAUUUGCACUGCAAAAGGAGUUUCUCAACAGAGCGCCAUUUCUGUGCGGUGCCCCUAUAAUACUCUGGGAACUCGAUCGCAAUCUAAUUAGAACACUUUGCAAUCUAAUACGAACUCGUUUGAAAUAGAAUUUGCUUCAAUUAGAUUGCAAAAUCGUCUAAUUAGAUUACAAUCACUGCAAUUUUUCUAAUUAGAUUGCAAUGUUUUCUAAUUAGACUGCAAUUUUUUCUUAUUAGAUUGCAAUUCAGGAAAAAUAUAUUGUAAUCAAAUACGAUUUUACUGGAACUUCAAUUAAAUCUGAUUAGAUUGCGAAAUAUAGCUUUUUCUUAUUAGAUUGCAAACUCUUCUAGUUAGAUUGCAAUCGAGUUUCCAGAGUAAUUAGAUUAAUAAAUUGUCUAGCUAGAUUAAUAAAUCUUCUAAUUAGAUUGAUAUGUGCUCAAAUCAAGUUUCCGCCAACAGUCUGCUGGCUCAAAUCUCGAUUGCGCCAAGAAAAAACAGUCGAAUCUAAUUAGGUCGCGUUUAGAUCAGUAACUUUCUAAUUAGAUUAAUAUCGAAUUGCCGAACUGAGCCCGCUGCGCGGCCCGAGCUGACGCUCGGAAGCGACUUUGCCGUUUGUUUGUUUCUCAUAACUGUUUGAAAGUUAACGUGUUCAUUUCUCUAUUUUUCGUCCUCAAAAAAAAAGGCGUCGGCAGCGUUUCGACGCCUUUUGAAAGGCUCAGGUGGCGUUCCGGCGCCUGUACCAAAUUUGCGCUCAUUUGGCGCCGAGCGCUGCCGGCGACGCUUUCGAGAGUUAGCUCGGACCGCGCAGGGCACACUCUGGUAACUCGACUUCAGUCUAAUUAGACAAAAAAGAAGUGUGAACUCAGGCAAAUCGUUUCUAAUCUAACUAGCUAAUUCUCGUUUCUAACCGAACCUAGUUAGAUUGCUACAAAUUUCUGAAUCUAGCUAGCUGAUUUCGCAAUCUAAACAUAAUCUAGCUAGGUUUUGCCCGAAAUUUUAAUCUAGUUAGAUAAAUUUUGAAUCUAAUAUCUGUGUUUUUGCAAUCUAAUUAGCUUCACCAAUCUAAUUAGAAAAUUUAUCAGUCCAGUUAGAAGAAUUUGCAAUCUAAUCGCAGUAAAUUCGAAAUCUAAUUAGGUCCGGUUAGAAACUGCGAAUUAGCUAGCUAGAUUACAAACGAUUUACCUGAGAAAAGAGGCCAUUUUUAAAUCUAAUUAGAUGAAUGAUCAAUCUAAGCACAGUCUAGUUACACAGAAAAUAUUGCUAAAAUCUAAUUAGGUAUUUAUUCAAUCUAGUAAUUAGAGAUUUUACAAUAUAAUCAGAUAAUUUGCAAUCUAAUCGUAGAAAUUUUAAAUUAUAACAGGUAAAGUUUAGAGUACUAUUUUGUCUAAUUAGUUAUUAAUCUGAUCGUAGUCUACUCGAGUUAUACGGCAGCCUAAUAAGAUUGAUAUGCCACCGAAUUAGAUUAAUAAAUUGUCUAGAUAGAUUAGUAAGUGCUCAAAUCAAGUUUCAGGCCAACCGUUUGUUGGCUCAAAUCUCGAUUGCGCCAAGAAAAAACAGCCGUAUCUAAUUAGGUCGCGUUUAGAUCAGUAACUUUCUUUUGAGCCAACAAACGAGAUUUGAGCUUCCAAGAAAACGCAUGAUUUCGAAAUUUACCGCGACCAUAUAAUGUCACGUUGAAUUUAAACUUAAAGGGCAUGCGUUGUGAAGACUGUGGAUUUGCUGCACACAAGAAAUGCUCAGAGAAAACUCUGCAUGACUGUGUACCAGAAGCAAAAUAUGUGAAAAGAAUGUUCGCCGUUGAUAUCACAACUUUAUGCUUGGCGCACAGCAGUGAUUUACCGCCAGUUGUAUCCCAAUGUAUUAAUGAAGUGGAGUCAAGAGGACUUGAUGUUGAAGGCAUUUAUCGAGUGUCUGGAUCACACGAACACAUGGAGAAACUCCGUCAACAGUUUGACUCUAAUCAAUAUGUCGAUUUGUCCACUGUAAGUAAUGAAGUCGAGUGAGUUCCGUGUUAAUUUUCCUGUUGAAGGUUUCGGACAUUCACACAGUUUGCGGUCUAAUGAAAUUAUACUUUCGACUUUUGCCUCAACAGCUUAUUCCAUUCAGUGUGCAUAAACAACUUCUCGUAGUUUACCAAGACACCAAUGGCCGGUCAGUGCAUGAGCGAGAACGGGGUCUUAGGUAAGUACUGUAAAUAUUAUCGCGGUAUUCCUCUGCAAUCGCGCUCUGUUCGCAAUCUGGCCGAAUUUCUAGGCCGCGAAGUAUGUUUCCACUGAAAAUACUUUUCAAACUCGACCCCGAGGUUACUCAAUUUGCGCUGCAAAAAAAGUUUUCAACAGAGCGAAAUACCGCCAUAAUAUAUUCCGAACAGAAUUCAAACAAUGUCUCACAGGAAAAUAAUGAUGGAGUUGUCUGAUGCAAAUAUAAUAACUCUCGGUGCAAUUCUGGCUCAUUUGAAAAAGGUAAAACUAUCUUAUGAGGUUAUCCAGCGGUGUCCAAAGAACUGAACAUGUUCCGAAAAAAGAACUCCACGUCCACGUUCACAACCUCGCCCCGCCCAUCAACUUUUUCAAGUCUCAUUUCUUCGAAAAAGAAAUGUGAAAAAAAGCUCAUGGGGCUACUCAGCGUAUGUUAGUUUCCGUUUUUUUUUUUUACAUCACUGAAUUGAAUUUUUUGACGUAAAAAACGAAAAAAAAACGGAAAACAAUCAUUUUUUCACGGCCUGAAUAACUCCAUUAUCGGAGUUUUAUAAGGGUUUUAAUUUAAUGAUUUUAAUUUAUAUUUUUUUCAAAAGAUUCUCAAAGCAACUUCACUGGAACUACUUAGAAUUAUCAAGGGAUUUACGUAUGUUCGUCGUAAAAGUGCGCUUUUGGCAACGUUUUUCUAAUCAAAUGGCAAAUUUAACUUAGAAAAAUUACAUGGGGACAGAAUUUUGAAUUCAUGUUUAUUUUUUGAAAAAAUUGCCGACGACUAGACACUUUCGUAAAAGCCUCAGAAAACUUUAUCAAACUUUCUGAAGCAAAAAAACCUUUCCAAGACUACUUCAGACGUUUCUAAGACACUUUUCCAAGGAAUUGUCAAACUUUUCUGAGAAUUUCUUAAUUAGCGCCUGGAAAAGUUUGAAAAUUUACCUGAGAUAAAGAAAGGUCAAUAGACGAGGCCGUGGACGUGUGGUUUUUUUUUGUAAAUCAAAAAUUUUAUGAGGUUUUGAAUAGAGGAUUUUUGCAUUUUCAGGUCGCUGAGAACAGUUCAAGAAACAAGAUGACUGUUGAAAAUCUGGCAACUAUAUUUUCUCCUACUCUUUUCUGUUCUGGCUCCAUUCCCGCGAUGCCAAAUCAUCAACUUCUACAUUUUCUCAUAAACAAUCCACGUGUUGUGCCGAGACAUAAUCGAUGA